Trematomus bernacchii (emerald rockcod) is the source of this 1523-nucleotide messenger RNA. Its product is annotated as sex comb on midleg-like protein 4. Lineage: Eukaryota; Metazoa; Chordata; Actinopteri; Perciformes; Nototheniidae. The transcript is spliced from 8 exons. Gene Ontology annotation, molecular function: protein binding. The record is from RefSeq and is a predicted model, not a curated record. Bases 87 to 1280 code for a protein of 397 amino acids.
GCUGUCUGCAGGAAAGCAGCUCUGUAGUUUCUGUUUCAUCCACACAAAAGGGCUCGGCUCUUUGCUUUCACUACAGCAGACAGCAGAUGAGUGUUCCUGCAGCAGCGGCUCAGAACUCAGACGACAGAGAGAUGCAAUCGGCUGCAGUGUCUCCCUCCUUCCUCCCCAGCCAGGGGGGCAAGAUCCCGGGCAGAAAGAGAGGCCGACCCCCCCUCCGGAACAACGCCAAGAUGGACUUCACAACAAGCCGCUACCCCGAGUCGCUGCCUCCACUCAAAGUGCCCAAAAAGAGGGGCAGAAAACCGGGAUUCAAGCUGAAACCCCGGAUGGUGAUGACCCCGCUGGCCAUCUCCCCCCCCAGCAGCACCCCCGAGCCCGACAUGAGCUCCAUCCCCCAGGACGCUGCCACCGUGCCGCACUCUGCCACCCCCCAGGUGCUCACAGUCUGCAUCUACAUCAACAAGCAGGCCAACACGGGUCCUAACUUGGACCGGAAGAAGAUCCUCCAGCUGCCGGACCACUUCGGGCCGGACCGACCCUCCGUGGUGCUCCAGCAGGCCGUGCAGGGCUGCAUCGACAGCGCCUUCCUGCAGAAAACCGUCUUCACGCUGCUCACCCAGGGCUACGGGGGAGAAAAGAUAUCAGCCACGUUUGACGGGAAGCAGCACCUGCUCAGCCUCCCGGUGGUGAACAGCAUCGACUACGUGCUGCGCUUCCUGAAGAAGCUCUGCCGCUCUCUGCACUGCGAAAACCUGUUCAGCGAUCAGCCAAUCAGCACGGGCGCCUACGCCUCCGACGCUGAAACGGCCGAUGAUUACCAUCUAGAUCAGUCCGAUGGUAAACGGUACUCCAUGGAUCUCGGAGAUUUCGGCUCCAUCAGCUCUUCGUAUUCUCCAAAGUCUUCGUACGGGUUUCGAUCGUCGCAGCAGUUCUCCGGCGGCUCGAUGAGCGUCUGCCGGCCAGCGUCCAGCAGCCCGAACUCUUUCAUAGAGAGCAACCGCACAGGAGGUUAUAAUGCAUCUUCAGAACCACAGGAGUCCAAAGCCCCGCAGAAUAAAGACCCCUCCUCCUGGUCUGUGGACGAUGUGGUCUGGUUCAUCAGAGACGCAGACCCUCAGGCCCUCGGACCGCACGCUGACGUCUUCAGGAAACACGAGAUCGAUGGAAACGCCUUGUUGCUCCUGAAGAGCGAUAUGAUCAUGAAGUAUCUGGGUCUGAAGCUCGGCCCGGCGCUGAAGCUCUGUUUCCACAUCGACAAACUAAAGAACAACAAGUUCUGAAAACACACUUAUCCUCGUCUGUAAAUCCACAUCUGAGAGGAGAAGAGGAUCAACGCAGAGUUGUACAUUUCACUUUAGGACAGAUUUUUGAAUUAAAAAAAACAUCAGAUGGUGGAAAAAUAAAUCCUGCACACGUUAAUGUAAUCAGUCAGGCUGGCGUCACACUGUCCCCACAUCGACACCAGAUGGACACGCAUAUGGAAUUGUGAAUUUCGCACGAAGAUGGCCCCGAACUUGGUCAAC